Molecule: messenger RNA, 5466 nt
Organism: Anthonomus grandis grandis
Lineage: Eukaryota; Metazoa; Arthropoda; Insecta; Coleoptera; Curculionidae
Gene: Abca3
Product: phospholipid-transporting ATPase ABCA3
Exons: 14
Coding region: 177-5297 (1706 amino acids)
Biological process (GO): lipid transport; transmembrane transport
Cellular component (GO): membrane; intracellular membrane-bounded organelle
Molecular function (GO): ATP binding; ABC-type transporter activity; ATP hydrolysis activity
Source: RefSeq, a predicted model, not a curated record
UUCAUAUUAUAACGAUUUUCUCGUGUGCGCCUGGACACACGAUUCCCAAGGUGACGGUCGAUGCUUCUAUUUCCAGUUUUGUAACCUCAAUUUCAGUGGGUUUUUGUGUUUGUUUCUGGAAGAGACUUCCGGAUGGGUGAAAUUGUUUUCUAGUAAAUUUAGAGCCGCACAACAAGAUGGCGGAAAACUGGAACAAGUUCCUGCUGCUCAUGUGGAAAAACUGGCGGCUCCAAUGGAGAAGGCCCAUAAAGACCCUAAUGGAGAUCCUGGUGCCGAUCAUAUUCUUCGCGAUCCUGGUCCUACUCAGGAGCGAGGUCAGCCCGACCCGAAACGCGGCCGUAACGUACGAUCCCAUCUGCACGUUCCCGAUUCCCGGAUUCUGCCAGAACCCCUCCACCACCACCACUACCACCACAUCCAGAUACCAGAGACUCUUGGGCAGUGAUUUCAACACGAGCAGUUUGGCAAAUUACACCCUGAUGUACUCGCCCUCGAACAACACCGCCAUAGACCAAAUCAUGAACUUAAUCCACACUUACAUCCAUAUUAAUACCACAUCUCACCCUACUGCUUCUUUAAUGGAGGCCGCUUACGUCUCCAAAGGGAGCUCCAACACCACUUUUGCAGCCGUCCAGUUCGAGGAUCACUUGCGAGACGGGACCGAUUUCGGGAGCGAUCCGCGUGUCAAAGUCACCCUCAGGUUCCCGGGGGAACUGAGGGUCGCUGGUAGCCUGGAAGCCGACUGGAAAACCACCCUGGUUUAUCCGAUAUUCCAGACAGCUGGACCAAGGAACUCUAAUAGCAGCACAGGAGCACCCCCCAAUUAUUAUCAGGAAGGGUUCCUGGCCUUGCAGCAAGCCCUUUCCGCCAUGAUUACCGCACGACAGUCCGGAGAAAGCUUCCCGGGACCAAUCACGAUGCCCGUGAUUAACAUGCGCAGGUUCCCGUACGCUUCCUGGAACGAGGACCUUUUGGCAGCCGUUCUACAGGCCUUUUUCGGCACCAUCAUCAUGUUCAGUUUCAUAUACCCGUGCAUGAACAUCGUCUCCGCCAUCACUUACGAGAAAGAGAAACAGUUGAAGGAAACCAUGAAGAUCAUGGGCCUGCCCAACUGGCUGCACUGGCUCGCCUGGUUUUUAAAGAGUUUCAUUCUGCUAAUGAUCUCGGUGGUUCUCAUGGUGGUUCUGUUAAAAGUCAAAUGGUACCAUGACUCGGACUACGCGGUGCUGACCUACGCCGACCCGUUCGUUCUAUUGUUGUUCAUGAUGUGCUACCUGUGCGCCACCAUCACCUUCUGUUUUGCCAUCAGUGUCUUUUUUUCGAAAGCUGAUUCCGCGUCAAACUUCGCCUGCAUCGCCUGGUUCAUCUCCUCGGUUCCCUACUUGUUUGUGCAACAGAACUACGACACUUUAUCCCUCGGGAGUAAAGUAGCGGCGAGCCUGUUCGGACCUAACACCGCCGUAGCCUUCGGUUUCCAGGUGAUUUUCAUGUACGAGGGCACCGCAGAAGGCGUCCAAUUCGACAACAUCUGGAAACCGAACACCCCGGACGACAACUUAUCCCUCGGGAUAAUGAUGAUGGUGCUGCUGUUCGACAGCGGGAUCUUUCUGCUGAUCGCCCUCUACGUAGAAGCCGUGUACCCGGGGGAGUUCGGGGUGCCCCAAAAGUGGUACUUCCCAUUCACCACCGAAUUUUGGUGCGGCAGAUCCAAAGGUUACAGCAGCAUCGACACUCUGGAAGAAUCUGUGGGGCAUACGAGCGGCCAGUUCGAGGAGGAACCGACGAACCUCCAGGCCGGAGUCAAGAUCCAGAACCUCCGGAAGGUUUUCGAGUCCAAGGUGGCGGUGGACGGGAUCAGCUUGAACAUGUACGAGGAUCAGAUUACGGUUCUUUUGGGGCAUAACGGGGCCGGGAAGACCACCACGAUGUCCAUGUUGACCGGCAUGUUUCCGCCCAGCAGUGGGACAGCGGUUAUUGGGGGAUACGACAUAAGAACGGACAUAAAGAGGGUGCGCGAGAACUUGGGGUUGUGCCCCCAGCACAACGUCAUCUUCGACGAGUUGACCGUGGAGGAGCACCUCUACUUUUUCAGUAAGCUGAAGGGGGUGAGGGGGAAGGCCGUGAAGGCGGAGGUGGACAAGUACGUGGAACUGUUGGAGCUCAAGAAAAAGAGAAUGAAGAAAGCUCGCACUCUUUCUGGAGGGAUGAAGAGGAAACUUUGCGUGGGAAUCGCCUUAUGCGGAGGCUCCAAGGUGGUGAUGCUGGACGAGCCAACCUCAGGGAUGGACCCCUCGGCCAGGAGGGCUUUGUGGGACCUUUUGCUCAGCCAGAAAACCGGCAGAACCAUUUUGCUGACCACCCACUUCAUGGACGAGGCUGACCUCCUUGGGGACCGCAUAGCAAUCAUGGCCGCCGGAGAAGUGAAGUGCUGCGGAAGCAGUUUCUUCUUGAAGAAAAAAUACGGGGUGGGGUACCGCCUUAUUAUCGAAAAGACCCCCCAGUGCAAUCCCCAAAAUGUCACCGACUUAUUGGGCAAGUACAUCCCUCGCAUCCAGGUGGAAAGCAACAUCGGAUCGGAGUUGUCUUACUUGCUGGCCGAGGGGCAGUCGAACAUAUUUGAGCCCAUGCUAAAAGAACUGGAGGCCAAGAGCAAGCAGCUGGGCGUGGGCGGUUACGGGAUAUCUUUGGCAACCCUGGAGGAAGUUUUUAUGAAGUACGGGUGCGCCUUUUUGCAGGAAACCGGUUAUUUAACAAUUGGUUUUAGGGUCGGAGCUGACCAUUUGACAGAAGAGAAACCGUCAAACGGGGUGGUGCACGCCGUUCCACAAACAACCACCGUAGUAAGCUCCUCGGAAUUCUUGAAGAACCAAAUAAUCGCCAUGUCGUUGAAGAAGAUCCUAUCGGCGGUACGCAAGUGGUUCUUGCUGGUUCUCCACAUGAUCCUCCCGGCAUUUUUCAUCAUCGUCAUCAUAUUGAUUGCGCGGCAAAAUAAUCGCACGAGAGACCUGCCGGCUAUGAAGCUCGACCUCAGCCGUUACUCUGAGUCUGUUUUGCUCGUAGACGGAGCGGAUCUGAGCGACUCGUCUCGAAAAUACGCUCAGAACUACCGGGAGGUGGUGGGAUCCGCGUACAAGGAGGUCCCGUCGAUCCACGAGCACAUCAUGGACUUGACCGCCAAAACACCUUCAACGGUAAAGAGACGAUAUUUAGGAGGCAUCAGUUUCAGUGCCGUAAAUCGAACAGGCAGUAACAUCCCUUCAAUGAUCAAUGUGGACGCAAACUUCACGGCGUAUUUCAAUAACGACCCCUAUCACACCCCCGCGGUCUCUUUGGGCCUGGCUAUGAACACCGUACACCGCAUUAGGACGAAUUGCUCCGACUGCGGCAUCGAUUUCGUCAACCAUCCGAUGCCAUUCAUGGCAGCAACGAAGAUUAAAGCGCUCUUAUCCGGCGCAAACUUGGGCUACCAGGUGGGCUUUAACUUGGCCUUCAGCAUGGCCUGCGUCGGAUGCUACUUCCUGCUGUUUGUGGUGAAGGAGCGCACCACCAACUCGAAGCAUCUACAGUUCGUCUCCGGUAUCAAAGUCUACAUCUUCUGGCUGACGACGUUCCUGUGGGACUUUAUCGUUUACGUCCCCACGGUGAUUUUAAUGCUGCUGGUGCUGCUUUGCUUCCAGGAGGAUGGAUUCAAGAGCGCCUCUGAUAUUGGGAGGUUAUUCGUUAUUUUAAUCUACUUCGGGUGGUGCAUGCUGCCCUUCAUGUACAUCGCGGGAUUCUUCUUUAAAGUGCCCGCCUCUGGUUACGGGAUCAUGGCCAUCAUCUGCUUGUUCACAGGGGAUAUUGCCAUGAUGGUGGUGGAAAUGUUGCGGUCUCCAGGUCUGGAUCUGGAAUAUGUCGGGGACAUCUUGCACUGGAUCUUCCUGCUGUUCCCCCACUAUUCUUUAGGGGCCGGAGUUCGGGACACUUACAAGCUCUUUUUUUAUAACAAACUGUGCGACUCUUUUUACGAGCAGUGUAUGCUGAUGAAUUCAAGCUUCACCAAGCAGGAUUGUCUGGACAUGGACACGUCAGGCUUAAAUACCUACUGCGUCGGUCUGGAUCAGGACUAUUUCAAAUGGGAGGACCCCGGAAUUGGCGCCAAUCUAGUCUACUCUUUUACGACAGGUUUCUUGUUUAUCGUCGGGCUGCUGAUCUUCGAGUAUGGGGUGUUCUCCAAAGUGAUUUACUCGGUGGGGCAGAGGUGGGCCAAAGGCCCUGUGGUACCCCCUGACGAGGACUCGGACGUCCGAAAAGAGAGAGAGAAGAUCCUGAACACCCCCGAGGAGCAGCUUUGCAACGAGUACAAGAUGAUGGUGAAAAACCUGACUAAACAUUACAAGAACUUACUGGCCGUCAACGGAUUAUGCCUGGGGGUGAAGGACAAGGAGUGCUUCGGCUUAUUAGGGAUAAACGGGGCGGGCAAGACCACCACCUUCAAAAUGCUCACGGGGGACGUCCGUAUAACCCACGGGGACGCAUGGCUCCAAGGCCACAGCGUCAAAAAGAACGUGACGCAAGUCCAAAAACUGAUCGGCUACUGUCCCCAGUUCGACGCUCUGUUAGACGACCUGACCGCCUUGGAAACCCUCAUAAUAUUCUCCCUGAUCCGGGGAAUCCCGCGGCACUCGUGCACGCCACUCGCCAAACGACUCGCGAGCGAGUUCGACUUCGAGCGCCACCUGCUGAAGCAAGUGAGACAACUGAGCGGCGGCAACAAGCGGAAGUUGAGCGCGUCGAUCGCGAUGAUCGGGGAUCCCCCGGUGGUGUUCAUGGACGAGCCGACCACCGGGAUGGAUCCGGCGACGAAACGUUACUUCUGGAACACGAUUUGCCACGCCCGGGAUUCCGGGAAGACGAUCAUCUUGACGUCGCACAGUAUGGAGGAGUGCGAGGCUCUGUGCACCCGUUUGGCCAUAAUGGUCAACGGGAAUUUUAAAUGUUUGGGGAGCGCCCAACAUCUGAAGAACAAAUUUGCCGAUGGGUACACUAUCACCAUUAAAAUGAAGCAGGGGGAUGAGGGGACGAUCGAGCGGGUAAACGAGUUCAUGACGAGCAGUUUACCGGGGGUGGUUUUGAAGGAGAAGCACGACGAGUUACUGACGUACUUCAUGGCUGGGAGGGAGGCGCCACUGUCGAAGAUGUUCGGAAUUCUGGAGCAAGGCAAGAGAAGGGACUUGGAUAUUGAGGAUUACAGCUUGGGACAGAGCAAUCUGGAACAGGUGUUCCUUCGGUUUACCAGAGACCAACACGUGACGUAACCAUGAAAUUAAAUUAUUUAUAGGCAAUUUUUAUUUAUUAUUCAGUAUUAAUGUGUUAACUAAUUCAACUUAAGUGGCCUUUGAUGUUAUGCUGUGACACUUAAUUUUAUAUGAGAUACUCUCUGUAUGUUUCUAGUUUUAAGAUUGAAAAUAAAUGUAUUUUUGUUUA